Messenger RNA from Adineta steineri, 1209 nucleotides. The record is from the annotation of a GenBank genome assembly. NCBI's taxonomy places the organism in Eukaryota, Metazoa, Rotifera, Eurotatoria, Adinetida, Adinetidae.
AUGGUUGGUUUUGAUGCAAAAAAUAUAACUAAUAUCCGUGGAAUCUAUCAUUGCAGCAUAUGUUUUCUAAUUUUACGAAAUCCAGUACAACUUGUUUGUGGCCAUCGUCAAUGUAAAUCAUGUGUUGAAUCAAAAUUAGACAAGGGAAUAAUAAAAUGUUCAGUCUGCCAAGAAGAGACGCAACAGAGCGAAGUAAUGCUCGAUACAGGUCUUGGAAGUGAUAUGGAAUUUUUGCAUGUUACGUGUUCAUUAUGUAAUUGGGAAGGCUUACUAAAAGACUAUGAGGUACGUCGUAUUGUUAUAGAUGAACGUUGUACAACUGAACACCAUCAAGAUGCGAUAACUGCUUUUUUGAAUGGAGAUCCAUCGCAAUUGGUAACCAAUCAGCCUACAACUAAUUAUGAAAAGAAUAUUAAUAACCUCUUCCAAACCAAUCCAUCAUUAUUCGAAAACAGUAACACUAAAUCGCAAAAGUUAUUUGAAACAAUUAAUACCCGGAAUAACGGACUUUCAAAAUUGUCUAAACAAAACCGAUUUAUACCACAAACAUCCAAAUAUUUUACAUUGUGGCAUUCGUAUAAGGAAAACACUGGACGUAGAUACAUGCGUUUCUUUUCCAUGUUAACAGCACGGUUAAACAAUAUCAUAGUGAGGGCUCCAUUUGACUCUGGAGAAGCAUAUCAUUUGCGCAAUCAAACUUCAGUACAAAGAUACAUUAUUGAUUCUUUUCGACUCGAUCUUAAAUCCGAUAAUUUUCGACGACCACCAUCUGGAAUGAAUAUUGCCACUGGUACUCCAAGGUUUUGCCCCAUGCCGAUACUUCAACGAGAACAAAAUCUCCAUGUUCAAAAUGAUACACUGUUCAUUAGGACAAUGGUGGAUUUUAGUAAUUUGCCCAAACCUUUGUUACCAAAUAGACAUGCACUUUGUCUUAAUCCGGGAUUACCAGUGCGUGUGCAACGAAGUUUGAUUCGAAAAGAACUAGAGCAACGGACUCCACGAAAACUGACUAAACAAGAAAGAGAACAACAGGCUAAGCGGAGCUUAAUCAAACAAGAACUAGAGCGCCGUGCUAAAUACAAAUUACGAUUUAGAUUGUUCAAACAAGAAGAAGAGCGCCGUGCUCAAGAGAAUUCUAUUGAACAAAAAGAAGAAGAACGAGCUCAACCAAUCCUUUUCCGAAGAGAUGAUGGACGGUCAAGUGAGUAG